UUGUCUGGUCACGACAGACACCUCUUUUUCAUCUGGUGCCCGUCUAAGGGAGCGGAAACUCCGGCGACGAACCCCACAUAUGCAUGGCGAUUGAUCCUCGGGCUUCGACAAAGGCAAUCCUCUCGUGAAGCUCGAGCCCUUUCAGGGGGGCCGUCACCCACUCUCCCAGAUGCCCCCUCGCCGACCUACACGAUGGCCACCAUCGAGCCGCGGCUGAUGCACCUGCUCAACAACACGAACGCCUCCCCCGAGGACUCCUACUACCCGCCCCCAGACCUCCCGCCCAUACAGAGCUUCAGCAGCUUCGCCAAGACCAGCAGCAGCAACAACAACAAUGAGAAGCAGCCCGCCUCCAAGUCUGAAUACAACACGGGCCGCUACAAUCACGAUGGAGGAGGAGCAGGAGCAGGAGGAACAGGAGGAUCUGUAUCCGGACCGAGCCGGCAGAACCUUGGCGGUGCCAUUUCGCUGCGGAUGCUAUUCGACAACCCAGAAAUCAACGAGUCCUCGCACUCGCUUAAUCACAUUCUCGAUGAUGUGCCCGAACCCAUGUCCGCAUCGUCGACGACGGCGGACGAUCUCUCGACCAAGAAACGCCAGCGGGCCAUGACAGUCAAGGACGACAUCAUGCACCUGCCGCAACCUCUGAAGAAGCAAAAGUCGACGCAGAACAUCAGUCAGAAUAUCAUGCCUCCUAUAAUCAAUGGCCUCUACGAACCGCCGCCGAACGCGGCUGUCUUCCCCCCAAUCGCUCUUGACGACGGAAAUGAGGGUGUCGCACCCGCAAGCUUGCAUACGUUGAACCAGCUGAGUGGCAACAGUGCCAGUAUGCCGACCAACAGUGUGAAGAGAAAGGCGGCCAAGCCGAGGAAGAAGUGGUCAGAGGAAGAAACCAAGCACUUGUUACUUGGCGUGAGCAAGUACGGAGUUGGCAAAUGGACGAGCAUCUUGGACGACCCUGAAUACAGUUUCAACGGGCGGACAGCGGGUGACCUAAAAGAUCGAUUUCGCACAUGCUGCCCUGACGAGCUUCGGAUAGGGCCGAGCAAGACAGGACACUCCAGCAAAGAAGAACCAGUGCUGGCAAGGUCUUCAAGCCAGACUACAAUAGGACAGCAGGAGUCUGACUCGACAGCCAAACCGAAGAAGAGCAGGGCGCACCGCAAGAAGAUUGAGGAUCUCCAGGCGAUGGGUAUACACGGCCCGUUCAAGAAGUCCCACAGACGGGAGAGGCGUCCCUUUACGCAACAGGAUGACGACCAAAUCCUCGAGGGUCUUCAAAUGUACGGGCCCGCUUGGACCAAGAUUCAACGCGACCCCAGGUUUGACCUGUCCAGCCGCCAGCCGACCGAUUUGAGGGACAGGGUGCGCAACAAGUACCCUGAUAUGUACAAGCAGAUCGAGGAGAAGCAGGGACAUACUAAGGAGCCCAUCUCGGGUGGACCCGCUCUGCCCUCGCGUCCUGCACCGUCAUCCAGAAGCAACAAUGUCAUGGAGCCGACUGUGAACAACAUGAUUAACGAGAACUCGCUGAUGACGCUGGAGCCACACCUACGCCAGGCAGGGUCCAGGGAAGAGGUCACGAUGCCCAAGUGGGCAGGAUCGCUUCCACCUUCUGCAUCCGCAUCCACCGGGAUGACCGGAGGCAACGAGCAGUCCGCAUCCGGAGCCUUUGUUGGGAUGAUGGACAUUUCCAGGUUGCUUUUGGACGAAUGAACCUCGAGCUCGGGCAUCGCAUACAGAACCUGCCAUUUGUGUACAGCGUGUUUUCUUUUUAGUGCUUGGCAGGACGGGUAUUAUUUGAGUUCAUGGAGGAUUUUACGAGGGAAUAUGGGCGUUUUCCUGUUGUCUAUUCAGACAGGCUGUUGUUUCGAUACCUUGUUGUUUGGGGAUCCUGGAGCCUGCUAUGCACGGAGUAAUGGACGGAUGGUUUCGAGUUGGGAGGAUGAAAAACCUGUAAAAAGGCCUCCUCACCUUGAAUCGCCUUUCAAUUUAGAAUCUGGAGCAAUCUUGCUAGAAUUAAACAAAGCGAUUUGGUUUCUUUGCGC
Messenger RNA from Cryphonectria parasitica EP155, 2048 nucleotides. RefSeq lists its product as uncharacterized. The record is from RefSeq and is a predicted model, not a curated record. Bases 193 to 1716 code for a protein of 507 amino acids. The transcript is spliced from 6 exons. NCBI's taxonomy places the organism in Eukaryota, Fungi, Ascomycota, Sordariomycetes, Diaporthales, Cryphonectriaceae.